AUGGCUGCAAGCGGUCCCUCGCUGUCGUUUUCGGCCCGACUCCGGGCAACGCUGAACUUCCUCCGCAGCCGCACUGGCCAUUCCCUCUCAGGUUAUGGCUCCACGCUGGCAGAGGGAGAUAUCCUCAUUCUAGGUGCCGGCUUUUCGGGUUUGCUCGUAGGCAUCAAGCUCAAGGAAGCUGGCAUCCCCUUCACCAUCAUUGACAAGGAAAGCGAUGUUGGGGGCACAUGGCUGCUGAACCGCUACCCAGGGUGUGCCUGUGACGUGCCAGCACACCUGUACAGCUACUCGUUCGAGCCAAAUCCAGACUGGUCCGAGGCAUAUGCUGGAUCCGAAGAAAUACAUGCCUAUAUCAAGCGUGUGUACGAGAAGUAUGACCUGGCACCACACACCCGUCUCUGCACCCGACUGAAAAAAGCUGAGUGGAUGCCUCAGCGACAGCGCUGGCGUGUCAUGCUAGAGUCAGAUGAAGUGCUGGAGCCCCGAUUUCUGUUCAGUUGUGUCGGAGCAUUGCACUACCCGCAGGUUCCCGAUGUACCUGGAAUGGAACGGUUCAGGGGCAAGAUGUUCCAUUCUGCUGAAUGGGAUCAUGGUGUUGACUUCACUGGCAAGAGGGUGGUCGUGGUGGGCAGUGGAGCGAGUGCUGUCCAGUUCGUUCCGGUGGUAGCAGAGCGAGCACAACGUUUGGUCCUGCUACAGCGCACACCCAACUGGGUCAUCGGAAGGCAAGAGACCCUCUUGCCUGCUCGUCACUACCCGGAGUACUUGAAGUGGGCCUACCGAAACAUCCCGCUGGUCCGCGCGGCCUACCGCACCAGCCUCUACUGGAAGCAAGAGCUCGCUCUGAGCGUAGGAGGUCUCUUCGAUGCACGUGAUCACCCACGCAACCAGAUUCUGCGAAGUCAGUGUCGCGGAUAUAUGGCUUUCCAGCUUCAGGACAAGCAGCUCAGGAACAAGGUCAUCCCAAAGUACCCACUCGGAUGCAAGCGCAUUUGCAGGUCGGACAUCUAUCUCGAAAGCCUUUGCCGAUCUAACGUGGAUGUGGUUGUGGCCGGGCUUGCCGAGGUCCAGGAGGAUGGGAUUGUCGACACCUGCGGCACGAAGCAUCAGGCAGACGUGCUGCUUUUCGGAACUGGCUUCGAGAUCGGAUCCAUUGGAAAGGACGUGCAGAUCUUGGGCACAUCCGGGUUUACUUGGUCCGGUGAUUCUGCGUGGCGACAGGGACACCAUGCCUACUUGGGCACCACCAUGCAGGAGCUCCCAAACACGUUCAUAAUCCUGGGACCCAACUCGGGCCUGGGCCACAACUCCCUCCUCCUAAUGGCCGAGGCCCAGGCAGAUUACGCCUUGAGGCUCUUGAAAGAGGCUCUGGACCAUGAUAUCGGCUCAUUUGCUGUGAAGCCGAGGGUAUUGAAGACCUACAACCGCUGGGUGCAAGAGCAGUUCAAGGACAAGGUUUGGAGCAAAUGCAGCAGCUGGUAUCAAGCCGAAACUGGCGAAAUCAUCGCCCUCUGGCCGCGCACGACCUACGACUUCUUUACUUGCCUCUACAACGCCCCGGGCCUUAGGGAAGACUACGAGGUCACCGUGCAGCCACGGGCGAGGCUUUGA
This is a messenger RNA of Symbiodinium necroappetens, 1611 nucleotides long. The record is from the annotation of a GenBank genome assembly. Lineage: Eukaryota; Dinophyceae; Suessiales; Symbiodiniaceae.